Molecule: messenger RNA, 1943 nt
Organism: Drosophila grimshawi
Lineage: Eukaryota; Metazoa; Arthropoda; Insecta; Diptera; Drosophilidae
Product: phospholipase B1, membrane-associated
Exons: 4
Coding region: 270-1553 (427 amino acids)
Biological process (GO): phospholipid metabolic process
Molecular function (GO): glycerophospholipase activity
Source: RefSeq, a predicted model, not a curated record
UUGAUUCUAUGCGAUCGACGAAGGCGGACGCGCUGCCUUCUGGGGUUGACAAUAUAUAUAAAAUAUAUACACAUACGAUAAAUUAUUGAAUAUUUGUGCGCGUUUUUAUUUAAGUAAUUGUGCAGUUUUUAUUGUUUAAAUUGCAAGAUUUACCGGUUAGAAAUUAAAAAGUUAUCUGCAGCUAUUGCUUGAUUAAUCAUUCAUCAUUAUUCAUUAAACUAUAUUCAAAGUGUUCUAUUAACAACGGAUAUCAAAAGUUGUAAGACAAGAUGGGUGAGACAUCAUUAAGGCAAGUGUCAUUUUUACUUCUGCUUCUGAUGUUGCUGAUGGGGCUGAUGAUUGGACCUGUGACGUCACAGCGCACGUCAUUGGAUGAGGCAUUAAGGAAUGUGUAUCGGCCGCUGCGUCUACUGGGCCUGGCCUUCACCGGUCGCUCCGGCGAUGAUGAGGCAAACGUGCAACGCGUACGCAAUGCAGGCAAAACACAAAAAUCGAAUCCACGUACGCGUGCCUUGCUGGAAUUCUGUGAUGCGGAAAAUGGACCCGGACGACGCAGCGACGAGCGUCCGACGAGUGUGCAUCGCUUGCGACCGGGUGACAUUGAUAUCAUUGGUGCCAUGGGUGAUUCACUGACUGCGGGCAAUGGUGUGUUUGCUACCAAUCUCGGCCAUGUCACCGUUGAGAAUCGUGGCGUCGUCUGGUCGAUUGGGGGACAGGACAAUUGGCGAAAGUAUCUAACACUGCCCAACAUACUCAAAGAGUUCAAUCCAAAUCUAUAUGGUUAUUCGCUCAAGGAUGGCCUGUCCACAGAGCGCUCCUCACGCUUCAACGUUGCCGAACUGGCCGCCAUGUCCCGGGAUAUGCCGUAUAUGGCCAAGGUGCUGGUGAAGCGCAUGCAGCGUGAUCCCAAUGUGAAUAUGACGCACGACUGGAAGCUGAUCACAAUGUUCAUUGGUAACAAUGAUUUCUGCACCGAUAUCUGCUACUAUCCACAGCCAGAGUUGACUGUCACGUGGCACAAGCAGAACAUGCUAAAGACCUAUCGUUAUCUCAGGGAUAAUGUGCCUCGUCUGCUACUCAAUGUGGUGCCAGCACCCAAUCUUCGUUUCCUAACCAAACUCUCUGGUUUGCCGUCAAUUUGCCAGAGAACCCUGAGCUUUGAGUGUCCCUGCUUGAUAGGCAAGGCUAAGCAGCAUUUGGAUUACUACGAGCCAAUCAUGAAACGUUGGAUAGCCCAGGACUAUGAGAUUGUCAACAGAACAGAGUUCAAUACAGAGACCUUUACGAUCAAUGUGCAGCCGUUUUCACAGUUCGAUGACUUUCCGCGCACGCGUUCCGGCAAAACGGAUACGAGAUUCUUCUCGGAGGAUUGCUUCCAUCUCAGUCAGCGUGGACACGCGUCGGCAGCGAAUGCCAUUUGGAACAAUAUGCUGGAGAUGCCGGACAAGAAGAGCGGCUUCAACAGUCACCUAUUUGAGAAGUUCAACUGCCCCACCGAGGAGCGUCCGUUCUUCUUGACCAGAGAGAAUAUACGCGACGAUUUUGUCAUCUAGUCGAAGAUAAAAAAAAGCAAAGCCAACUACCUUCUAUCCAUCCAUCCGAACACCCUGUGAUAUGUAUACGUGUGCCUUCUAAGUCUCGCCCCUAUGUUUAUAGUAUUCAUUUACGCUUUGAUAAAAAUAUACGCUUCGGAAUUAGAAAUAUUUCACGACUCAAUAUCUAAUCAGCCAGUCAAACAAAGCCCGCAAAAUUGAUGGGACCCCAGAGAAUCGCGUGUUGAUUUUACUUGGUUAUUUUACUUGCCGGCGCAUUUCCAUAUCGAUUGUCUUAAAUGGAAUGCGCGUGUCUAACACACAAUUGGAGUCGCCUCUAGUUACAUUUGCCACAUAAUAAUUAGCCAAUAGGUUUACACACUUUAUCAAAUUAUUUGACAUAAAUAAAUA